Symbiodinium necroappetens is the source of this 621-nucleotide messenger RNA. Lineage: Eukaryota; Dinophyceae; Suessiales; Symbiodiniaceae. The record is from the annotation of a GenBank genome assembly.
AUGCGGGCCGACAUACAUCUCGCGCUGCCGAACGGAUUCACGCCUCUGUGUAUCGCCGUGCAUAAUCAACGCCCUGAGAUUGUGGAGAUGCUGAUCGAGGCCUCAACGGAGGUCAACAAAGCCAUAAAGGAUCCUAAGGAUGGACUGCAAAAGCCACCGCUGGCGAUCGCAGCAGCAUGCGGGCACACGGGCGUUGUGCGCAUGCUCGCUCGUUCUCGUGCAGAUCUGGAGACGCCGGCUCCUUCUGGUGACACCGCCAUGGAAGUUGCCAAGAAGGCCGGCUACGAAGCUGUGGUUCGAAUCCUCGAGGGAUCGGAGCCCCUGGAGAUUGAACCGGCACCGCCCAGAGCUCCAUCACCAGGACUGGACACCCGCGCCGGGGUAGAGGAGCUGGCCCCGGCCGAGGAUGACAACACCGCUGGCUGCGGACGUCCGAUCUGUAGGCACUACAUCCGCAACGAGUGCAAUCGUCGAAACUGCCGCUACUGCCACGGUCCGCACUGCCGCUUUUGCAGGGCGCAGGAAGUGUCCAUGCAGGGGGACCGCGCAUGGGCUGCGCGGGGGCCGAUGCCAACGCACGCGGAUCGGGCAGACUUCUACUUCCGUGGGCACAACCGAUGA